Molecule: messenger RNA, 6055 nt
Organism: Xyrichtys novacula (pearly razorfish)
Lineage: Eukaryota; Metazoa; Chordata; Actinopteri; Labriformes; Labridae
Source: the annotation of a GenBank genome assembly
AGUAGCUCUUUUAUUCUGAAAUGUUCGUACGGAAGUGUAGAUCGUGAUGCUUGUAACGGAGGAAACCUUAGCGUAACUUCCAGGAAAUCAGUAUCAUCACCAUCAUCACUCCGAUCAAAACAGAGUUAUCGGUGAAUAGUUUAUCGGACUCGCAGAUCCUGAAUGUGGUGAAUCCUUAACAAACAAACACCCAGAGAGACUAACCGGAAACGCUGCUUUGUACCAUCCUCCAGUCUACACUGUUAGCUUUAGCUGCCUUUAGCUUAGCUAAGCUUACCCCAGCGUGAGUGGUUCUGUUGGACCUGGAAAGCUUUGGAUCGGCACCGUUUUUAGUAUGGGAGCUCAUCGCACUGAGGGUCAGGACUGGAUCGUGCAGGACGGUCCGGAGCACCCGGAGCAGAACCCAGUAAGGACUACAGCUAAGAGAGGCUAGCAUGCUAGCCUGGUCUGAACUCUGUGUUUAUAUGCUGUCAGUGUCAAGAGGUCUGUUUGGUUUAAAAUAUCGACGAAAAUGACUCAGGGGUCGUGUAUCGUGAUAUAAUUAUUGUCGUAGGUUCCGUACCGGGUCCCAUCUUAUUGUAUUGUGUUUUGUAUGUCAAAAUGCAGCUUAGACAUCGAUACUAGAAGUUAGAACGCUGAGUAAAAUGUUGAUUUAAACUGGAAAAUUAUAAUUUCAGUUAGAAUUGGUGUAAUGUAUACGAAUGAGUAAAAUAAACUAUAUAUCCCUACCUUAAGUUUGACAUUGGGAGAGGGGCGUGUUGAAAUGUUGAAUGGACUGUGUUUAUGCUGAGCACUCUCAGGUCAUCUGAAGACUCAAAGCUCUUACAUCACACAUUCAUCCAUUCACACCACAUCCACACACUGAUCUAGACUGCUUUUUGCAACAGGGGGUGAACCAUUGAGAACCAAGGAUACCAGUUUCUGGAUUUCUGAAAGUGGGCUGUUGUCCAAUUCUUGCCUUUGCUUUUGAUUCCUCAAACCACAGGACAGUUUUCCUCUUCCCCUCAGCCCAUCUUAAAUAGGUUCAGGUCCAGAGAAGUCUAUGCUGUUUCUGGAUCAUGUUUAUAUCUGUUUUCCUCUUUGCAUGGCUCAGUCUUAACCUACAUUUGUGAAUGCACUGAUGACUGUUUUCACAGAAAGUGAUUUAGAGCCUGUGCAGUGAUUUCUGAGUCCUGUCUAUUUGAAAUGCCACCUGAAGGCCUGAAGAUCAGGACCAUCGAGUAACGAUUUUGGUUCUCGCCCCUUUUGUACAGAGAUUUCUCUGAACCUUUUAAUGAUAUUAUGUUCUGUGAUGAAAUCCACUCAUUCUUUGAUACUCAGGAACAUUAUUCUGAUAUUGUUGAACUAUUAGCUCACACAGUCUCUCACAGAGUGGUGAACCUCUUCCCAGCUUACCUUCUGAGAGACUCAGCCUCUCUGAAUGUCCUUUUUAUAUCUGGCCAUGUUAUUAACCUUUAGUUGUUCCUCUAGUGUUUUUUUGGCAUGAAACAACUUUUGAGCAGUUUGUUUUCUCCAUCAACAACUUUAAAGAAAGCUGUUGCUAGCAUUGACCCAAAACACUCAUAUUUCUCUAAUAAUUAUGACCUUUUUCAUGUAGUAUUAGCACUAUUUUUAAUUCAAUAUAAGCUCAAUGAUUGGCAAACAAUCAAAAUUUGAUUUAACUGUAUUUUAAUCAGUGUCCAAACUUGAUCAGAAUUGGGGUUGUGUAUAUGCUUUAAAAAUUACCGAACCAUCAUGUUUUGAUUGAAUAGAAAAGUCAAAGUUCAUCUUCACCUGCUGAGACAUUUAAAGGAAAUAAAGAGUCAAACAGGUGUUUUAUGUUUACAGGCAUGUUCAACUUCUCUCUGAAUCAGGACUAAUACAUUACUUUUUUAUUGAUGAAAUGUGUGUGUGUGUGUGUGUGUGUGUGUGUGUGUGUGUGUGUGUGUGUGUGUGUAGAAUCCAUGGAACCUGAUGAUCAAGCACAGACAGAUCCACAGGCGAGGACGGCGUUCACACAUGACAGUCAGGUCAGUACUGGUGUAUACUGGGGUGAACUGGUGCUGCUUCAGUCAGCAGGACUGUGCUGGUGUCUCCCACUCUGAAGGUGAAGUUCAGAGCCAUUCAGGUGUUGGGGGAUUUCUUUUUUAAUUGAAUCUUUAUUUAACCAGGUGAUGACACAUUCAGUUCCAGUUCCCUUGUGUGUGAGGUCUAAUCACGAUUGUGUAUGUGUGUAGCUACACUGAUCCUCAGGUGUCCAUGGACUUGCUCAGGGCGGUGCUUCAGCCCAGCUUCAAUGAUGACAUCAUGGCUGUGUUCAGGAAGUACCAGAAGGUCAGAUUUUACAAAAGUGCUUAGAGGCUAAUACGGAUGAGGAGAAGAUUAAGGUUUUUGUGAGUUUUGUUGAUGUUUGUUGUUGUGUUUGUUUUAGUUCUUUGACAAAGCUGCAGAGAAUGUGAAGGAGAACGUCGGUGAUGACAUCCAGACUGAUCAGCUGAUCAAAGAGGCCUGCAGGAAUGUCCUUGAACAUGUAAGAUCACUUGGCAUCAAAUUGUAUGAUUGGCUUAAGUUUCCAAGUCUAAUGUUCUUGUCCUCAGUGAGAUCAUGUUUUUACUGCGAUGUCAUCACCAGGCCAAACAGCUGUUCCCAGAGGCGGAGGUAAAAAGGGCGGGGCCAGAGGUCACAAUCAAGGUAAGAAUGGACCAAUGAGAUCACUGUGAACCUAUUUUAAUCUGGUUCAGCUCUGACCUGAUUCUUCAUGUCCUGUCAGAGGUCCAGACCAGCUGAUGAAGACUACAGUCAGAGAGGAAGCCCCCUCCUGAAGAAGGUACUGCCACCUGUGACCAUCUCAGGUGUUUUAUUGACAGUCAGGUGACCAAUAUCAGCUGACAUCAACUUUACAAAACAUAGAGGAUCAUUGAGUUGAUUGACAGCCUCUAAGGUGCCUGAAUUAUUGACUGCACAGAAUAAAACAAAACCAAAUCAAACCCGACAGGUGUGACAGACUGUGGAGGCAGACCUGUUAGAGUGUGUAAAGGAUAAAAACAGAUGGGGAAGAUAUUUGUUAACAUUCAAGGGAUAAAUACAAGAGUGACAGGAACCACAGGUUUGACAGGAUCCAGAUCCAGAUAGGUGUGACAGAAAUCAGCCACCACUGGAUAACAUGUGCGACAGGUGUGAAGUAUUGAAACAUUAUCGUAUGUGACUUGUGUGUCUCUUUAGAGAAGGGCCCGUCCAGGUGUCUCUGCUGCCCAUGACAGACCUCACAGCUUCUCCACACAGUGAGUAUCUGAGACGUGACAGGUGACAUCAUUAUCAGUAUUCAGGUAGAUCCCAACACCAACCCGUGACUGUGUCUGUCCUCAGGGCGAAGCCUAAAUCUGAGCCAAUCAAGAGGGAGGGACCAAAGGUGAGUUUGAGAAAGGGGCAGUUCACCCAAACUCUCCCCUCAGGUGUCACCAUCAGUCAGGUGGCUCCUGAAUGUCCCUGACAUUAUUUCUGGAUAAAUAAUACAGGUGUAUAUUUAUUCACAUUAUCUUUUGAGGAUUUAAAUUUCGAACAGCAAACUCACACAAUGUGUAAACUGCUGACUCAGCAAUGUUGGCAUCCUAACCAGUGCUUCUAAUUCAAAAAUAGUGUGCUGACUUCAAGCUAGUUUGAGGCACCAACCUAUUUGCUUUUAUAUUCAAACUAAUUUAUCUCUAUUUAUUUGUUGUUUCAAGUGAACCACUUGCUCACAAAGUUCUUUUCCAUCUUGGUGACUCAUUUUGGUUGAAAAAUAAUUAAGAGACCUGUUUGUUUACUUCAGUGGGAUCCAUCCAGACUGAAUGAGAACAGCACGUUUGUCCUUGGCUCCCGAGCAAACAAGUGAGUAGAUAUGAUGUUAGUCUUUGUAUCCAAUCUCUAACCAGUAUGGCUUUGACGUUUCUGUUUCUGGGCAGAGAGGUAAAGCUUGCAGGUAUUUCUGCAGGCAUUCGCCAUUUUUGGAAGUUGAUUUUUGCUCUUUUUGUUCCUUUGAUUAGCGAACAGGACAGUGAAUAAAGUAUAGAGAAAAAAAAUGGUAGGGAGAGUUGUAACUGACAUGGGUCAAGGGGGAACAGGUUGGAAUCAAACUGAGCCCAUGACAGUUCACAGGAAAAAUGAUAAAGGCUGAAUUCAAGCUGCCAGGAAGCCAUUCUCAAAUCCGUCAGCAGCAUAGACUAUAUAUGAAAAAUUAAAACCAUAACAGUUCACUGACUGUGAAGCCAUUGAAACAGGUCAAAUUCAAACUAUAAAAUUAAAACUUUUAUCAAAUAAAUGUUUCUAUAACUUGGUGUUAUUAUAAUUAGUUGAUGUCAUGCUGUUUAUGCCCAAGUGUUCAUUUAUCUGAGGAGUUUACUCUAAUUUGAUUACAAAAUGCUAGAAAAAGAUGAUCGAUUGACAGCCCUGUUGACCAGUGAGGCUCCUGUAGUUCUCUGCGCACAAACACAAGUCAUUGAACUUUCCAUUACUGUUAGUGUCUACUUCAAACCCACACAUGAACCUGUUCUGCUAUGAUCUACCUGAAGGAGUUUUGACAGAGUGAAGAUAAGUUAUAUCUGUGACGUAGUGAAAAGAUUGUGACAUCUGUCCUCUGUACUAGCCAGAUCACUUCUGCACAUGCCUUUGCUGCUGCAGUGCAGUACAUCAGCUGUGAUGUUGGUGGUCUUUUGGCUUCAUAUCUACUAAUGGGUGGAAAUAAAAAUACUAUAUAUCCAACAAUCAGCAGUUACCCAAUGUUGACUUAUCAUUUAUUAACCUCUAUAAACUGGAGUUGUCUCUGUUCAAAAAAUGUUAAACUUCAGUGUAAGUUGAGCAAAAAUGAAGUAUCAAUGCACGUUUUGUUGCCACGGAAACAGUAAACUCGUAGGUGCCCACAUCAGGGGCAGUUUGUAGAAACUAUUUUUAACCUGAAAAACCAUUACACUGGUCAUUUCAAACACUGUGUGAGUCAUCGAGUUGUGAUGUCACUCUGCAGGGCGCUGGGGAUGGGCGGGACCAGAGGACGCAUCUACAUCAAACACGCGGAUCUGUUCAAGGUAAACACACAGACACAGCCACACACAAUGAGUAGGCCUCUGAGCUUUAUUCUGAACUCUAGCCCUAACCCUGUCUGUGUUUGUGUUUCAGUAUGCAGCUGAUGCCAAGGAUAAGCAGUGGUUGGCAGAGAGACACCAUAUGAGGGCGACAGGAGGGAAGAUGGUGAGGAAACACGCAGACACUAAACGCAAUUUAUUCUGAUUUUAGACCAGCUACACACAUCACAACUUAUUUUCUGUGAGCACUCUGAUCUCACAAAAAAUAUAAAUAUGAAUACAUUAUUUAUAAAUGUACUUUAUAAAUAAAUGUAACAAAACUGAAUGACAAUUGAAGUAAGAGUAUCAAGCAGCUUGAUGGUAACAAAUAAUCACAGAAACCUACACAGGAAUCAGCCCACUGUUUGUUUGUACAACUGCAUUUGAACAUACUGGUGUAACUCAGGUGUUUGUGUCUUCAGGCCUACCUGCUGAUCGAGGAGGACAUCCAGGAUUUGUCUCGCAGUGACGAAUACAAGUAAGUCUGACAUCAUUCUCUGUUGCCAUGGUAAACAACCUGAACAGUAUUGUAAUCUGUGGCUGCCAUAGCAACAGCUGUGUGUGUGUGUGUGUGUGUGUGUGUGUGUGUGUGUGUGUGUGUGUGUGUGUGUGUGUGUGUGUGUGUGUGUGUGUGUGUGUGUGUGUGCCUGCAGGGACUGUCCUGAUGUCAAGAUGGAUGAGAUGAAGCCGUUCUCAGUUCCUCCCUGGAUGGUGGAGAAGAUGCAGAGAGCCAUGGAGGCUCAGAGAGAUGCUGACCUCUAACCCCUGUGACCCCAACACACACACAUUGAUGAUAUGAUCUUUGACCCCACCCCACUGAAGGUGUCUAAACAAAGAACCUGCCAUAUUCUGUUAAAACUGGUGGGCCAAUCAGAGUGCAGGAAUUGAUCAUGUGACCGUCAGGCUCUGGUUGGCUGCCACUAAUUUUGUAUUUACUGCUUUUUAAAAAAAUAAUAAAAUAAAAAUCUUUAUUUACAUGUGGA